AUGUCGAAAUUUUUGUUCGUUUUUUGCGCUAUCCUCUUCGUCGGGACAAGUGUUUACGGCGCCGAAGAUGCUGGUACAAUAAUGAAAAUGAAAAAUGAGGUUGUAGAGGCAGCAGAAAAAGCACAUUCUAUUCUUAAACAAAAUUUAAAUGAAUAUUCAGGAAAAAUUAAGAAAUUAAUUUCCAAAUUACAAGAAGAAGCAAUUGAUUUACGUUCUGUUGCUUACAAGAAUGUUGCCUCUACCGAAAAUCAAGUAAUGGCGAGAAUUGAUAAGGCAAUACAGGAUGCAACGGGUACAGAUGUAGAGGAAUGCCGGAAUAUGGCAAAAUCUUUAAAACCAAUUGUGAGCGAAACUCUCGUUGAUGCGAAUAAUUGUGUUGAAAGUAGAAUUAAGAAGGCAAUUGAUACUUGGAAGGAUUUAUAUCACCAGGCAGAAAAGUCCUUGAAAACUUUGAUUGAUGUCAAAAGUGAUGUUGAAGUAUGUGUGAAAGAUAUAAAUAACUGGCGAUCAAUCCCAUACGCAUCAUAUUGCGUCACUAAGGUGGCUGCAGUUGGAACUUUCGAAACAGCGACAAACGUUCCAGGUAUUGUUUUAAAUAUCACCGAUUUAUAUUUUCAAGUUCAAUCAUUUUUGCCAGAACUUCAAGCAUGCGUCUCAUCGAAAACUAUCGAGAAUAUGAAAGGAACCAGUGAACAAGUUGUAACAAAUGUUAUCAGUUGCGUUAAAGCCGAAGUUAAAAGUCAACAUUCAAAAGCACCUCAAAAAUCCUGGAUGAAAAAAUUCAUUCCAUGGUAA
This is a messenger RNA of Leptopilina heterotoma, 795 nucleotides long. RefSeq lists its product as uncharacterized. The transcript has 4 exons. The coding region runs from base 1 to 795 and encodes 264 amino acids. The record is from RefSeq and is a predicted model, not a curated record. NCBI's taxonomy places the organism in Eukaryota, Metazoa, Arthropoda, Insecta, Hymenoptera, Figitidae.